This is a messenger RNA of Eutrema salsugineum, 1459 nucleotides long. RefSeq names its product protein FAR-RED-ELONGATED HYPOCOTYL 1-LIKE. Lineage: Eukaryota; Viridiplantae; Streptophyta; Magnoliopsida; Brassicales; Brassicaceae. Gene Ontology annotation, biological process: response to red or far red light. The record is from RefSeq and is a predicted model, not a curated record. The transcript is spliced from 2 exons. Bases 610 to 1248 code for a protein of 212 amino acids.
UGUCUUCUUAUUACUUAUUUAUUUCUCUUGUUCAUGUUCCUACUAUUGCAAUUUGAAAACAUCUUAUUUGUAAUAUCUUGAAAUUUGAAUUCGAAAAACUCGUAUCUUGAAUCUGAAAUAUCACUUCAAGUUUCCUUCUUUUUUUUUUGUGGUAAAAUCUUCAAGUUUCCUUUUGAAAUCGAAACACUCUCUUGUGUUCUGCUUUCGUAUGUUUCCGAAAAGUUUUCAAUCUUCUGUCAAUAGUAACUUCCUGAGCUAUAAAGUGUCGUGCCUUAAAGGUGUUCGAUGGUUUACCUCAUUGCGUUUUAAGGUGAAAUGUGUUUAGUGUUUAGAAUUUGUAUUUCUACUGCGAUCUGUGAUGAGUUAAGAGAUACUGAACACUUUAAUCUUAAGCAAAGCUUCUCUUUACUCUUAUAUAAAAAAUUACUUGUGGAUUUAGCUCCUGGACUAACCCGUUUCGUGCUAUAAAAGAUCCCUUCAUCUCAGUGUCAAAAGAUUUGAUAUUUGUUUCCACUUGCAAUGGGGUUACUUUCUUCUCAAAACUGUAAAUUGCAUUUAUUUUUUAUAGGACCCUGAAUGGUAUGAGUUAAGUAUAUAUAGUCAUGUCGCAUGGGAAUAGAACUUAUGAUUGCUUUAUGUAGUAGAAAUUUCCGACCUUACUAUCGGAUGUUUGCUCUCAUCAGUGAUAUCAACGAUGUGAUGAUUGUUGCUGAGGAAUCUCCUGACUCAAGCAAAAAGAGGAAACUGGGAGCUGAAGAAUCAGACUUGUUACCAUUACCGAAACACUUUUGUCUUGAGCAAGCUGCCCAUCCUGAUUCUUCAUGCCCAUCAUCAGAUAUAGAAUCUGCAGAAUGUUCUUAUGCUAUGGAAUACACAAAAAACAGCGAUGAGACCUCUUCUUCUGCAUCUGGCACAGUGGCUUCUUCGUACAUGUCUAAAGACUCUUCUUAUUCAACCGGAAGUUCGAGUUCGGGUUCUGGUCAUGCAACAUCAAGCAUAGACCAAUGCUGUUACAAAGACAAAACACAAGAAUAUGUUGAAGACCUUAGUGACAUGGAUUUCCUUUGUCCCGAGCUUGCGGUUGAAGAUCUUCAAGAGCUUCUCCACUCUCAAGAUUCGAAUCUAAAAGGGUCUUACACUCUUUCUUCCGCAAAGUGGAGUGUUAGCAACCAAGAUUCCGAAGAAGCUACCACGAAACCAACCAUUGAUCAAGAGUUCGAGGAGUACUUUUCAACACUUAUGAUGUAACAGGGAGCUACACACAUAUGUAUCACUUAUCACUGCAAUGUUUAUGUAAAUAUUUCACCUUGUUUUUUUGACAUAAAAUCCAAAACACACCUAAGGGCAUGGCAAUGGUCAUCUGCAAUUUUUUGGAAGCUUUGAAAGUUGUCAUUUUUUAUGACACUUUUCUCACCCAAAAUGUAACCGAAGAAACACUUAGUUUAUUACAAAACAGAAG